Molecule: messenger RNA, 2107 nt
Organism: Rhodamnia argentea
Lineage: Eukaryota; Viridiplantae; Streptophyta; Magnoliopsida; Myrtales; Myrtaceae
Exons: 13
Coding region: 1-1614 (537 amino acids)
Biological process (GO): retrograde transport, endosome to Golgi
Cellular component (GO): Golgi membrane; Ric1-Rgp1 guanyl-nucleotide exchange factor complex
Source: RefSeq, a predicted model, not a curated record
AUGUUGCCGCCGAGGUUCUCGAUCUUCGGGGGCGGCGAUUCCAAGAAGUCCAGCGGCAGUCCACGCAGAAGCCCGAAGAGCGAGCUCCCCUCCCCCUCGAUAAAGCUCCGGACGGACAAGGAAGUGUACAGGCCCGGAGAUGCGGUGGUCGCGACUGUCGAGAUUGCCACUCCCGACGCGGGCGGUGUCGCCAAGAACGGCUCGGUUUGUUCGCUCUUGAUCAAGCGUCUCGGCUUCGAAGUCAGAGGGAUUGAGAAGUUGGAUUCUCAAUGGUUCGCCGCCCAGAAGACCUCGCCGGAGUCCCGACAACGCAGAGGUGAAUAUGCUUUUAUGGACUGCUCAGUGCCGUCCAUUGUCUCGAGUCAGAUUGUUUCUUGUGGCACCACUAAAACCUAUGUCAUUCGAGCUGUGCUGCCAAGCAUCAUACCGCCAUCAUACAGAGGUGCUACAAUUCGUUACCUGUACUAUAUAAAGACUAUGUUAUCAGGACAAUGGCAGAUUCUUGAAACUGGUCACUCUCAGAGGGGAUCAGCGAAAGAUCUCGCUGAAUUGGAAGUUCGUGUACCGCUACAAGUUUGGGUUGAUCAGAAGAACAGUGGGUUGCAAUUGGAUGAAGGUCAAAGUGAAGGUAUUGUUCCUUCGUCAACCAUUCAGCUGGAUAUUUACUGGAAAGAGAUGGAUGGCGAGUCGGACUGGGUUCGAGCAAAUGACUUAUAUGAUGGAGUUGAGGAAGGUUAUGAUAGUUCAAGAGAUGAGAUAUCAUCUGUCUCCUCAUAUAACCCCAGUAGAGAAAAUAUACACAGAACCUUCGGGAGUUCGCUCUCCCUGCAGUCGUCUAUAGCAAGAUCUUCAAGCAGAGAUAUAUUGUUGGCGGAAGGUGAACGGAUGAGUCUAUCAUCAAAUUUGGCACUUCCUCGUCUAUCUGCAGCGGAAAUCCUCCAUGAGAAUGAUGAUGAUGUGGGAGCCCAUACUGCAGCUGUUGCCUCUAUAACUGAUCAGUCAAAGUUUGGAAAAUCUCUUUCAACAGAUAACGAUGAGGGAGCAUUUUCCCCUAAUGCAGAGGAAGGAUUUAUUCGAGCAAGAUCCUAUAAUAUCAGAAUGGAUGACCGUGUUCUGCUCAGAUUCUCUCCAAAAAACUCAGACUCGAGUUAUUACUUCAGUGACACGAUUGGUGGAACUCUAACCUUUUUUCCAGAGGAAGGAGCCCGGAGAUGCCUUGAGGUUUCCAUAACAUUGGAGAUGUCAGAGACCAUAAAUAGGCGUUUUGUCCAUCCUUCCAGGAAAAAUUCACCUACCAUCACGAAGGUUCAGAGCGAUCACCAUGAGGUCGUUGCAGAUUUGGUGCAGACUAGCUUUCUCUUUUCCAUCCCUAUGGAUGGGCCUAUGUCCUUUUCCACUCCCCGCAUCUCUGUUCAAUGGGCUCUUCGUUUUGAAUUUUAUACCACCCCAAAAAACGUGGACUGGACAAGAUAUGAGCAUCCUCUUUUGGUAGAGGGAAGAGACAAAAGUGAGUGGGUUCUUCCAAUCACAGUGCAUGCACCUCCACCCGGACCUUCGGCUGCUCCGACCCGAAGUGAGAAAUAUUUCUCUUUGGAACCUUUGGGGGGGUCAUAGUUGAAGGUUCAUAGUGUUUUUUUCAAUAGGUUUUGGAUGUCUUUACUCACUUAUGGAUUCUGAGGAUCACAUGUUCCAAUGUGGAGAAUAUAAAGGAAGCACAUCAAGAAGGCGGCAGGACACAGCUUUGUCAUUCGACAUCUUUCCCAUCCUUGCACUGGAGAAUGGACUGAACGUUCGAAGUGGAAGUCAAUGCUUGUGAAAGUUGGUGCUACUCUCUGCAGCCUCGUUCUUAGCUUCGUAACUAACCCAUUCGGUGUGGCCUAGUCGUGUCUUGCCUAGUCACCCCAUCACAUUUAUGUGUAAAUCUUGGUAAGUUUUAAAUGCUCAAGCUGUCGUUUCUCCAAGAUCCACAUUUCAGCCCAUAAGAGAAUGGAAAUUUUUCUGUUUUAUCUUGCGCUCAUGGUGUGAAUAUUGAGAUGUUCUUAAGCAGAAUGUACAUAUUUGAUGUCUUAUGUUAAUUGUUGAAACGGUCCUUCGGCCUUUUAAACUA